Messenger RNA from Budorcas taxicolor (takin), 330 nucleotides. RefSeq names its product histone H2A-Bbd type 2/3-like. Gene Ontology annotation, cellular component: nucleosome. NCBI's taxonomy places the organism in Eukaryota, Metazoa, Chordata, Mammalia, Artiodactyla, Bovidae. The record is from RefSeq and is a predicted model, not a curated record. The coding region runs from base 1 to 330 and encodes 109 amino acids. Gene Ontology annotation, molecular function: protein heterodimerization activity; structural constituent of chromatin; DNA binding. The transcript has a single exon.
AUGCCCAGGGAAAGGGGCUGUCGAAGGUCGUCUGGUAGCCGCUCCCGCACCGCCCGUGCCGAGCUGUCCUUCUCCAUGAGCCACAUGGAGCGCCUCCUGCGGGAAGGCCACUACACCCAGCGCCUGAGCUCGUCCGCACCCAUCUUCCUAGCAGCCAUUAUGCAGCAUCUGACUGCCAAGGUCCUGGAGCUUGCAGGCAACGAGGCCCAGAACAGCGGUCAGAGGCGCAUCACCCCAGAGCUGGCGGGCAUGGCGGUCCACCACAAAGCUCUGCUCAACGGCUCGUUUGGGAUGACACCCAUCUCCUUGGUGGCCCCAGCCCGGCACUAG